Chaetomium globosum CBS 148.51 is the source of this 1494-nucleotide messenger RNA. RefSeq lists its product as uncharacterized. The coding region runs from base 1 to 1494 and encodes 497 amino acids. The record is from RefSeq and is a predicted model, not a curated record. The transcript has 2 exons. Lineage: Eukaryota; Fungi; Ascomycota; Sordariomycetes; Sordariales; Chaetomiaceae.
AUGGUUGGCCCCUGUUGCAGGGGUUUGAAGCCGUUGGUACCUUGCAGAAGCGAAGAUGAACGAGGGGGGGAAGCCGGCGGGCCAAUGCCGUGCGGGUGUUCGUCUCAUGCGCCCGCACUUUUCCUCUGCCAGGGCGGCAGUGCGGGACGCAUUUCGCGCUCCCUCUUUUUUCGUCAGGCUGACUUGACUGCCUCCCUUCCUACACACCUUAGUUUCAUCUCAUCCACAGGUGCUGCGGCAAUUGUUGCGGGUGUUGCGAUCCACCGAGGGGCAGCCGGCACAAGUAUCUCGACGAACCCUAUAUCCCGCCGAACCAACGGAUACAAGGCACAAGAACCGAUGCAUGCUGGUUUCGAUAGCCGUUCGACAGCGGCGCGGGUUUCCAAAGGACCGGCAUUCCCUCAGUUCGCCGAGUUUGACGCCGGAGGCAAGAAGGACGACGACUCCCUACCCCAAAUGCCUGAGUGGGAAAGCGCCGAGCGGAAGAAGGUGUACCUUGAGGAAGAGGCGGUCGAGAUGAACGCCCUAAAGAAACCCGAAGCGGGUGGACAAGCUGCCGGCGCGGCCCUGGCGGGCGGAGCUGCUGGGGCAAUUUCUCCACACGGAUCGCGCUCGCCGGUCAACCGAAGUCCGUAUGGGCCGCCAGGGGGCAACAACGGGUUCUUUGCUGCUAGCGCUAUCAACAACAACGACCCAUACUCCCAAGGUGCUCCGGCAUACAACCAACCAGGUAUGGCCUAUAACGAGCCGAACUCAGGGUACGGGAUGGCCGGCGCAGCCAUGGGUCCUGGGCGACGUUCACCGCAUGCCUUCAACAACGGAUACAACGACGGACACAACAACGGAUACGGGCAAACUCACGAUUACCCCGAUCCCGGAGCCCAGGGCAGCUAUGACAACUAUGGAGGUGCCCCCCACCAACAACCGUAUGACAACUACGACUCCCAAAGCAACCAAGGCUACGGCAUAGCACGUCACCACACCCCCCACGCGAUGGACCCCUCACCCUACGGAGCCGACCAGCGACGCUCGCCCGCACCCCAAGGGCCUUACGGGGCCGACUCACGACGAUCCCCCGCCCCACGAGGCCCGUAUGGCGCCGGAGGAGCACGCCACUCCCCCGUACCCCAAGGCGCGGGGGUCUACGACACCCCUUACCUCGGCGGCGGCGGCCCCGACCCCCGGCGCUCCCCGGCCCCGCAGCAACAGGCCGGGUUUGAGACCAGCAACCCCUACGGCGGCUCGCGCGCGCCGCCCCAGAGGCAGUACUCCAACCACAGCGGCGGCAACGGCAUGCACUCGCCCGUCAGCUCGCCCACGCCGCUGCGGAACGAGGGCGGGUUCGACUUCACGUCGGGGUACAGCCGCCCGCAGGCCCCCAUCGCGACCACCACAAGCCCGGUCAACGCCGGUGGCUAUCGGCAGCCGAGCCCGCCGGCUGAGCUCGGUGGUGGGACCGGUGGGUAUCCGGGGUACAAGCCAUAUCAGCCGUAG